Linderina pennispora is the source of this 1255-nucleotide messenger RNA. RefSeq lists its product as uncharacterized. The transcript has 2 exons. Gene Ontology annotation, molecular function: zinc ion binding. Gene Ontology annotation, biological process: protein import into peroxisome matrix. The record is from RefSeq and is a predicted model, not a curated record. Bases 96 to 1253 code for a protein of 385 amino acids. Gene Ontology annotation, cellular component: peroxisomal membrane. Lineage: Eukaryota; Fungi; Kickxellomycota; Kickxellomycetes; Kickxellales; Kickxellaceae.
CAGCGAACUUUUCAUAUUCUCUUUCUUACUCUUAAUUGAACGCGCACCUUUUCCACUUGUUUGGUGUCUUUGUACUAUUACUCCAGUUUCCUCCAAUGAGUGCUGCAGACGUAGAAAUUGCUGUGGAGCCCGUCAAGGUCGAUGUUGUCAUCGAGGAUACCAGCCCCGACCUUAUUGCCGACAGCAUCGCCCGGCCCCGCAGCGACUUCAAGUUCCCGUACUCAGGCCAGCCCGAUAUUGUGCGGUCUGCGCAAAAGGAUCUGUUCUACCAGCAGCGUGUCCAAAGCGGGCUGGGCGAGGUUGUGCAGCAGCUGAAGGGCACUCGGUACUUCGCUACACACCAGCAGCAAAUCGAAGGCGCAUCGAAGCUCCUCUACUAUGCCCUGACUACUCUGACAGGCGCCCAGACAUUGGGCGAAGAGUACUGCGGGAUCCUGCAGGUUGACAAGCACCUGACAUACCCGGCGUUUGGACGCCGCUUUCUCAUGGUCGUGUUGCAGGCAGGCGGUGGGUUCGGUGUGCUAGGCGUGUUGGCGAAGCUGCGCAUGUGGCUGCAGAAGCGUCGGUUGCGUAGAGGGCAGAUGAAGCCAGGGAAAACCGAAGGGGCCCUGGAGAGAGUGCAGGCAUGGUCGCGGAGCGGCAUGUGGAAGAAGCUGGGCAUGGCACAUUUGGCGGUGUUUUACUUUACUGGUGCGUACUACGGCUUCGCGAAAAGGAUCACGGGCAUUCAGUACGUCUUCACACGGAGGCUGCGGCAGGGAGAGGAGGACAGUGGGUACGAGAUUUUGGGUGCACUGCUGGCAGUGCAGCUAAUGGUUCAGACCGCGCUGCAGUUGUGGAAAAAGGGACAGGACGAGGAUGAGGAUAGCGAUGAUGAAGACGAAGAGGACGAGCCAAAGGACCUUGAAGUGAAGACUGGGGAAGAGGCCGACGAGAAAAAGACUGAGGGGAGGUUGGAUGAGAAGAAUGAGGAUAAUGAGGAUAAUGUCGAAGAGGGUACUGAGGUGGCCAAAGACGACGAGGAAAUGACUGGCGAGCCUUCUGAUGUAGACAUGGAGGCGCUCCGUCGGUUCACAUCCAGCGCUCAAAAGUGCACCCUCUGCCUAUCGCCCCGCAGCCACUCCGCAUCCACGCCCUGUGGCCACUUGUUCUGCUGGAAAUGUGCCUUCGAGUGGUGCCAGACCCACCCGGAAUGCCCACUGUGCCGCCAGCCCGUCCGCCUCAACCAGAUCCUGCCAGUGUACAACUACUAAGC